Molecule: messenger RNA, 1980 nt
Organism: Microthlaspi erraticum
Lineage: Eukaryota; Viridiplantae; Streptophyta; Magnoliopsida; Brassicales; Brassicaceae
Source: the annotation of a GenBank genome assembly
AUGGUGGUUUAUCGGCAAGCUCUCUUGCUCGCAUUAACCGCAUUUCUUGGAAUCCAGUUACCUUUACUAACUGAAGCAGAUUGUCCAUUGGACUUGGCUUCAUCUAACUUCACGCUCGUGGCUUCCGUGUGCUCCAACAACACUGACAGAGCCAAAUGCUGCCGCUACAUGAACGCUUUCGUCGCAGUAUCCGUCUCCCGCUAUGCUAACCACACAACGGAUCUUGGAGUCACACCAGACUUGACUGAACUCUGCAUUAGCACCAUCUCCAGAACCAUGGAGCUCUACGGAAUCCCAAGAAAUGCAACUGCUUUCUGCGGACUAGGCACCAAGAUUCUUGUUAACUAUGACUGUGAGGGUCUGACCACUGUCACGCAAAUGCUUCACUCCCCAAAGUUUGGAGAUGUUUCCCAAAACUGCAAGCUCCCGCUUCCACCUGGAGAUCAGUGCAAGAACUGCUUGAACUCCGGUAUCACCUACCUUCGUAGUCUCGUGGAUGCAGGGAAUAGCAUCAAGCUGAGUACUUGCCGAGAUGCAACCUAUGCUGCAUUAGCUAGCCGCGUUGACAAUUCAUCGGCCCUUGAACUCGCUAGCUGCUUCUUUAAUGUUGCUGAGCUUAGCUCCGCUACAGAGUCGUCUCUGAGCCCGGAAGGUUCUCCAAGUCCAGAGGCAGCUGAUAGUCCAAGCAGCGAUGAUCUUGUUUUGCCUCCAAGAAGUCACCAUUCAUAUCACUUGACAGUGGUUCCGACUAUUGGGAUCGCUGUUACAGCUUUUGCUCUUAUGAUGCUCGCAGUUCUAAUAGUUCUUAUCCGAAGAAAAAAACGGGAACUUGAUGACUCCGAGAGCAUGGAUCGUAAUCCAGCGAAGACGUUUCCUUCUUCCCGCCCCAAUGUGAUGAUUCAUGAAGGUAAUUCAUUGGUUUUCCGGAAAUUCAGCUACAGGGAGAUGAGGAAAGCAACUGAAGAUUUCAACACGGUGAUUGGCCGUGGUGGCUUUGGGACUGUUCACAAAGCUGAUUUCAGUAAUGGUUUGGUUGCAGCUGUGAAAAAGAUGAACAAGAGCUCUGAACAAGCAGAGGAUGAAUUUUGCAGAGAGAUAGAGCUUCUCGCUAGGUUGCAUCACCGCCAUCUAGUUGCUUUGAAAGGUUUCUGUACUAGGAAGAACGAGAGGUUCCUUGUCUACGAGUACAUGGCAAAUGGGAGUUUGAAGGAUCAUCUACAUUCAGCCACUGAGAAACCUCCACUUAGCUGGGCAAUAAGGAUGAAAAUUGCAAUCGAUGUGGCUAACGCUCUGGAGUAUCUUCAUUUCUACUGUGACCCGCCUCUCUGCCAUAGAGACAUAAAGUCAAGCAACAUAUUACUUGACGACAACUUUGUUGCUAAGCUUGCAGAUUUUGGCCUUGCACAUGCUUCUAGAGAUGGCUCCAUUUGUUUUGAACCUAUUAAUACUGAUAUCCGUGGAACUCCAGGGUAUGUAGAUCCAGAGUACGUUGUAACACAAGAACUGACAGAGAAGAGCGACGUGUACAGCUAUGGAGUGGUGUUACUAGAGAUCAUAACAGGGAGAAGAGCUGUUGAUGAAGGUAGGAACCUAGUAGAAAUGUCUCUGCCGUUACUGGUAUCGGAAUCAAGACGCAUAGAUCUGGUGGAUCCGAGAAUCAAAGACUGCAUCGAUGGAGAACAGCUGGAGACAGUAGUGGCGGUUGUGAGAUGGUGCACAGAGAAAGAAGGCGUGGCUAGGCCAUCAAUCAAGCAAGUCCUGAGGCUGUUGUGUGAAAGCUGUGAUCCAUUGCAUCUCGGGCUUGCAUUGGCGGUUGAGGAAGACAAAGGACGGUCGUUGAGAGGUGACUCGGGGUUUCAAAGCGGUGACAUUAAGGGAUUGGCGUCUUCCUCUAGUACUACUUCAAGGUCGCAUUGUAGCCGGAGUUUUCUGCUUGAGACUGGCUCUCCUCACUCUCCACCUAAUGGUCUCUCUUUCUGA